AUUCAUUCGCAGGGAAAAGUCUCUGUCCUUAAAGACGUAGACGUGCGUAGUGUAUCCAAAAAAGAGCUGAAAGGGAAAAAAAGGAAAAAAGGGAGAAGAGAGAAGGAGAACCCCAAUGUGCGCAGAGAGUGGGCUCUGCGUAAAGAAGCACAGACUCUACAGAUAAGCUGAAAUUUACUUCGGCAAGAUAAGUUCAUAAGCCAUCCAGGCUUUGUGGACCCGUUUGAUCGCCCAUGCGUGCAUCUGGUCAGGAGUUUAAUUAAGGUAAUUUACUUUGUCCAGACGCGCACAAACGGGAACUACCAGUUGUGCAUCCAAGAGGUUUUACAGUUGCAAGCCCGUCUUUGAGGAAGACAUGGCCAAGUUAUUUCGAGCUGCUAUCAUGGGUCCACCAGGAUCAGGGAAAGGAACGAUAUCCAAGAGGAUUGCGCAAAGUUUUGGCCUGCAGUAUCUGUCCAGUGGCCACUUUCUACGAGAAAGCGUAGCGACAAAUACAGAUGCAGGUGUGCCGGUGAUGACCUACAUAGAAAGAAGCAUGCUGGUACCUGACCAUGUGAUGACCAGAUUGAUGCUGCCCAGACUGGAACAGCUGAGAGGUCAAAGCUGGCUGUUGGACGGCUUUCCCCGGACUCUGGCACAGGCCCAAGCUCUGAACAGUUUGUAUCAGCUCGACCUGGUCAUUAGCCUUAACAUCCCCUAUGAGACGCUGAAGGAGAGACUGAGUGACCGCUGGAUCCAUCCAGCCAGCGGUAGAGUCUACAACAUGGGCUUCAACCCGCCACGAGUGCAGGGUAAGGAUGACGUCACUGGAGAGCCACUGAUUCAGCAUGAUGAUGACAAACCAGAAGCCCUGAUGGCCAGACUGAGACACUACAAAGAUGUGGCCAAGCCUGUCAUAGACUUAUACAAGUCACAGGGAAUCUUGCACUCCUUUUCUGGUACAGAGACAGAUCGGAUUUGGCCUUAUAUCAACUCCCUCCUCAGCACUAAGAUGCACAUACAGCCAUCAAAUGUCUUCCAAACCCAGACGCCCUGACAUUCCUCUGAAUGAAAAGACCAAAGGGAAACAUCGAGAAGCCGCCAGAAGAAGUGGGGUGAUGUUUCAACUUGCUGGCCUCAGCUCUGAGCUUCCUCAUUAAUAACGAAGUUUAGAGUGAUGGACAAGGACACUGAUCAAAAGUCUAGGUUUAGUCCAACAUGUUUGUGAUUCAGUAAUCUGUUGGUUCAGAUAAAUGCUUGCAAAGUUUUAUUGGUUAUACAUUGUCAAUGUUCAAAUCCUUUAAAGGAAUAUUAAAACUGAUCAGUUUUGUAAAUAAUAAUUUUACAUAAGCACUCACCAUCAAGCGAUUCUUUACAAUUUAGUCUUUUUAUUUGCAAGUGUUACAAUUCCCACACAUUGCUCUCCAUUCUAAAGAUUAUUCCUUUUUUUUUUUACUAGAAACCAAUUCCAGAGUUGUAAGGUAACUCCAGCAAUAUUGUAAACCAAAACCAAACUCUUAAGUGUCUCUCUCCAACAUUAAAUAUGCAAGAACAAAUUAUUGUUGUAGCGAAAAUAAAACUUGAAAUAAAGGCAGAUGUAGGAAAUGUUCUUUAGAUAGUCUGUGCACAUUUGAUUGAAUGCACUUGGAUUUGAAAAUGAAAAUUGGAUUUUUAGAAAGUAAGAAUACCACAUUUUCAUCUAUAUAAAUAGACAAAUUUAAGACUGAAACCCUUCUUCUACUCUUAAAUGUGUGGAGUUGUAUUUUUCACUGAGCAGAAUACACAGCAAAAUACAUUUUUAUUAAAUUCAGCCUUAACUCAAGACUAACAUAUCUAAAAUCAGACAUAAGUCAGACAUAAUUUGGGUAAUCAUUUCUUUUCUAAAAAGUUGAAGCAUGUCUGAGUGCUGUGUAAUAUGCUGUGCAUUAUGCCUACAGUUCAGCUGUAACAUUCUAGGUUUUUAAUUAGCUUGGUGUUUCUGGAAUAUAACCAUCAAUUAUGCAAACAGUGUGCACUGUGUAAACUGCUAUGCUUUACUUUUCCAAUGAAUGAAAUGCUGCAGAUUAUUAUGUAAUGUGCAACUAUUAAGAUGCAGGAGAAUCUACUGAGCGGGUGUUGGUGUAGGAAGCCUUCAGAAUCACUCUAUAGCACACUCUGUGACACUCGGGUGAAGACCAACGCACAGAAUAUAGAGUGCCUUUAUUGUUGUUACAUUCCUUUCAAUAUAUAUCCGUACUUUAUUUGCCUUUUUUAACCUUUGCCUUGCCACAGUGAACAACGUGUAAGACUUUUUGAACAUUUGUUUUUGUAAGUGAUUAAUGAAUAUCUUCUCGAGAUGUGAGUCUGCCUUUUCCAAUAACUUUCGCACUAGUGACUAACCUGUGCAAUAAAGCCCAGCAAAUAGGGUUUAAUUGUGUUUUCCAGCUCUGUUAACGGUGCCUUUUGCAGUUCUCAAACGUUAUAUUGAAGUGUUAUCACCUGAACUCAUUGUGAGGGCUUGAAAAAACUGCUAUAUUUUUGGCUUGAGUGACAUUUGGAUAAGAUGUCUCAAUGUCCUCAAUGCUAAAAUAUGAAAUCUGUAGAUUUAAAGCAGUGGUAAUGUGUCAGGAGGUGUCUCACUUACAGCCUCUGAUUUACACUUUGGUUUCAUGUUGGGUGGAGCACAGUAUGCCUGGAUGCUCAGUGUGUGUUGUUGUUCAAUUAUGGGCAUCGUGUGAAAGUGUUGUGUUGUGUAUGACUACACCCAGCUGCUGUUGUGCAAUACCACAGUGGAUUUUUUUUCUUCCCUAUUUUUAAACCAUGCUGUCCAAACAUGUUACAUUCCAGGGGCAAUAAAACUAUUUUCUCAUG
Larimichthys crocea (large yellow croaker) is the source of this 2829-nucleotide messenger RNA. RefSeq names its product adenylate kinase 4 (gene ak4). The record is from RefSeq and is a predicted model, not a curated record. Gene Ontology annotation, molecular function: ATP binding; AMP kinase activity. Gene Ontology annotation, cellular component: mitochondrion. Gene Ontology annotation, biological process: nucleobase-containing compound metabolic process. Lineage: Eukaryota; Metazoa; Chordata; Actinopteri; Sciaenidae. The transcript has 5 exons. The coding region runs from base 356 to 1036 and encodes 226 amino acids.